Bombyx mori (domestic silkworm) is the source of this 1658-nucleotide messenger RNA. RefSeq lists its product as uncharacterized. Gene Ontology annotation, biological process: chitin catabolic process; carbohydrate metabolic process. Bases 971 to 1447 code for a protein of 158 amino acids. Gene Ontology annotation, cellular component: extracellular region. The transcript is spliced from 3 exons. Gene Ontology annotation, molecular function: chitin binding; chitinase activity. The record is from RefSeq and is a predicted model, not a curated record. Lineage: Eukaryota; Metazoa; Arthropoda; Insecta; Lepidoptera; Bombycidae.
UAGUGCUAAUUUAUUUUUUAUACAUUCUGAUGGCUUAUUGUGGUGUUACAUACCUUAAAUGUCAAAAAAUUCUUUUUGAAUAUUCCAACAGCAUAUUUUUUUGAAAAUUAAGAAGUUUUUCAUAAUUUAUUGUAACCGUUUGUUUCUGUCCGAUUUUAAAACCGAUUUCAAACUCAUUCAAAGUGAAAAUUCUGUCAAGAACAGUUUGUUUUGUUCAACUAGUAGCUGAAUUAACGUUUUGAGAACCUUACGCCGAGAACUCGACGACAUAUGGACUUACUAAUCGUAACCAGAGUCUUAACAUUACUUCAAGGACACUCGUAACGUUCUGUGGCGUCGCAGGUGAGUUUUUCCGGGCGAGCGAUUCAUAAUGCUAGGAAUUGAUUUCAAGAGGCCGGGAGACUAAAUAGAAGACGGGGAUCUGGCAAAAUUCGAGCAACUACCGUCCGCUACGUGCGCUUCACUGCCCACAGAGAAGGCUCUGUCACAGCCCGCUCCUUACAAAAUCGUUUGCGGCAGGCGAACGGAUACACUUGUUAGUGAUCAAACCAUUACGAAUUGGUUACAUGAGGACCAGAAGUUCUCCAGGAGACGCGUAGUAUGGAUUCCAUUGACUCGUCGUACAAACCGAUUGUUGUCCACAAGACAGCAUCUAGCCUGGGAUAUUAUGGAUUGGAGGACAGAAUUGUUCACAGAUUAGUGCAAAGUCAAUUUUUUUGUGAUGACCGUCGCAGUAGCGUCUAGAAGAUUGAAGGUGAGCGAUUUUCAGAUGCACACAUGCAUGAAAGUGGCAGGUUUGGCAGUCCCCAGGUUAUAAUGUGGGGAGAAAUCUAUAUGUCAGGCAGAACCGAGCUGGUAAUACCUAAUGAAGGCACAAUUUCAGCUCAACGUUACAUAGAGGAGGUCAUAGGAACCCUUGUGGUGCCGUAUGCACAGAGAAUCGACGCAAGAUUCCAUUUGAUGCUCGAUAAUGCUCGCGCUUAUAUAUAUAAUUAUAAAAAAUGCGUAUGCGUAUGGCGUAUGCCACAGAGGAGCAGAUGACCGUGCAGCAUUCGUAUCUCUGCUCAAAGAAUUGCGUCUGGCUUUCGAAGGUGAAGCCAAGACUUCAGGUCAGCCCCGGCUCCUGCUCACCGCCGCUGUACCGGCGUCGUUCGAGGCGAUCGCCGCUGGAUAUGAUGUACCGGAAAUAUCGAAAUAUUUGACCCGAGCGAAGCCGGAGCGGGCCGCUAGUCACCAAACUGCGGUACUCUCUUUACUGAAUGACAGAAAGGACUUCAUAAACGUGAUGACGUAUGACUUCCAACAACUAGGACCACCAGAGAAGCGAGAGAGGGGGGCUGGGCUCUGGCUUGCAAACAAUCCGGACCUAAAUCCCACCGAACACAUGUGGAAUUUAUUGAAACGCAGUGUCCGAAGCGUAAACCAACCCGUGUCCCGUGUACAAUGAAAGAAAGAUAAUCAACGUGCUAAAAUCAAGCUGGGAACAAAUUCCUCAAGAAACAGUUGUACACCUUAUGGAGGUGUACCUUCUGGGCUUAAGAGUGCAUUGGAAAAUGAGGAGGGCACACCAGAUAUUGAAUAAUGUUAAUUUUUAGGAAAAGUUGCAUCAAAAGAUUUUUUACUGUUUUGCUGUUAAAAUUAAAAAUUAAUCAAUUUAU